Messenger RNA from Branchiostoma floridae (Florida lancelet), 534 nucleotides. Its product is annotated as serine/threonine-protein kinase 17B-like. Lineage: Eukaryota; Metazoa; Chordata; Leptocardii; Amphioxiformes; Branchiostomatidae. The coding region runs from base 1 to 534 and encodes 177 amino acids. Gene Ontology annotation, cellular component: nucleus. The record is from RefSeq and is a predicted model, not a curated record. Gene Ontology annotation, biological process: intracellular signal transduction; positive regulation of apoptotic process; protein phosphorylation. The transcript has 6 exons. Gene Ontology annotation, molecular function: ATP binding; protein serine/threonine kinase activity.
AUGGCGUUUGGAAUGGCGCUGCACUAUCUGCACACCCAGAAGAUCGUCCACCUGGACGUGAAACCCGAUAACCUGCUACUGGAGAGCAGGAGGAGGCUGGACGUGCGGCUCACCGACUUCGGCUGCGCCAGAACCUUCCCCAGCAAGACUCUGGGGGAACUGCAGAGCACACCUGAGUUUGUGGCUCCUGAGGUGGUGAACUAUGAGACGGCUGGUCCGGCUGCUGACAUCUGGAGCGUGGGGGUCAUCGCCUUCCUGUGCCUAAGUGCCCACUCGCCGUUCCUGGGCGUCGGAGACCACCAGACCAUCAUGAAGGUGUCAAAGGGUCGCUAUGACAUCAGCCGCGCCUUCAACAACGCUACUCCGUACUGUCGGCAGUUCGUACAGGACUGUCUUGUGCUGUCACCAAGUGACCGUAGGCCGUCUGCGUUCUACCUGCUCAACCACGAUUGGCUGAUCAACACUCCGGAGCGGAGAAAACACCGUCAGGCCGCCGUCUUCCCAUCCGCCAAACUGAAGGUUUUAUGUUUAUGA